GGUGUUAGCAUUUGGUACGGUUUGGUUCCGGUUAAGUCGGUUUGGGUUAUCGUAUAGCACCUCGAGACAGACUCUCUCUUUUCGGCUUUUUACGCGCUUUCUCCGACGAAGAUUCCUUCUUGGAUCAAAGAGAGAAUCUCUGUGAGAGAUACAGAGGAAGCCAAAUCCUUUCAUCUCGAAAACAGAGAGAGAGAGAGAUGCAAAACAUCUCGAAAGCUUCCUCUGCUAUCUCCUUCUUCCGAUGCUCUAGGAACCUAGCAAGUCAGCCAUGUGUGAGGCAGCUUCACAUCCGAAAGGGUCUUGUCAGUAGAGUCAUGAAGCUUGUCUCUUCACCUCUUAGGACUCUCCGCGGCGCUGGCAAAUCUAUUCGAGUCUCCAGUUUCUGCAGUGUCUCCUCCAGUAUCUCCUCUUUGCAGAUUGAGAUGGUGCCUUGUCUUAAAGACAACUAUGCUUACAUUUUGCAUGACGAGGAUACUGGUACUGUUGGGGUGGUUGACCCUUCUGAAGCUGAACCUGUGAUUGAUUCUUUGCAGAGGAGUGGUCGGAACCUAACGUAUAUAUUGAAUACACAUCAUCAUUAUGAUCAUACUGGUGGCAAUCUGGAAUUGAAAGACAGGUACGGUGCAAAGGUGAUUGGCUCAGCUUUAGAUAGAGACCGGAUACCUGGGAUUGAUAUAGCCUUGAAGGAUGGUGACAAGUGGAUGUUUGCUGGUCAUGAAGUCCAUGUUAUGGAUACUCCUGGCCACACAAAAGGCCAUAUCAGCUUGUACUUUCCAGGAUCACGAGCUAUCUUCUCUGGGGACACCUUGUUUAGCUUAUCUUGUGGUAAACUCUUUGAAGGUACCCCUAAGCAGAUGCUUGCUUCUCUCAAAAAGAUCAUUUCUUUACCAGAUGACACAAGCAUAUACUGUGGUCAUGAAUAUACACUGAGUAAUUCCAAGUUUGCGUUGUCUAUAGAGCCAAACAAUCAAGUACUUCAGUCUUAUGCAGCUCAUGUUGCAGAGCUCCGUAAAAAGAAGUUACCUACGAUUCCGACAACAUUGAAGAUGGAGAAAGCUUGUAACCCAUUCCUCCGCAGUUCGAAUACAGAUAUUCGUCAGGCUUUAGGUAUUUCAGAGACUGCAGAUGAAGCAGAAGCUUUGGCUAUUAUCCGAGAAGCAAAGGAUAAUUUCAAAGCUUAGGCUUUUUCUUCUGAGGCAAUUCUUUGGUUUCAACAAGAAAACAAGAACAAAGAGACAGAGAGAAAGAAAAAUGUUUUACUUUGAUUGACGAUUUUUCAUCAACACUGGAAUUAGGUUUUGGUUGACGAUUUUUCUUGAGAAAAUAUUUACCCUUUCAUGUUUCUUGUUUUUGAGAUUUUCAUGCGAAUUAUGAAACAAAUUAAAUGUUCUAUUGUAUUCUUGAAACUGGAAAUUACUUUCGAAAAUUUCUUCCUAGUUACAUU
Brassica rapa (field mustard) is the source of this 1444-nucleotide messenger RNA. RefSeq names its product hydroxyacylglutathione hydrolase 2, mitochondrial. Lineage: Eukaryota; Viridiplantae; Streptophyta; Magnoliopsida; Brassicales; Brassicaceae. The record is from RefSeq and is a predicted model, not a curated record. Gene Ontology annotation, molecular function: hydroxyacylglutathione hydrolase activity.